AUGUUCGGGAUAUCGAGGAGUUUUAAGUUUCCGACUCUAAGUCUUGCAAAGAAAAGGAAAAUAAGUCACGGGCUUGGAUGUUUGCGUGGUGAACAUACUAUUGAAAUUGAUCGUUCAUAUUCCCCUAUUGUCCACCCACCAAGGAUAGUCCUGUUAGCCGUGAAACAGCAGAUCAAAGAAGCAUUACAGAGGAUGGAAGAUGCUGGUGUUAUCGUCAAGCAAACAGAACCCACAGAUUGGGUCAACAGCAUGGUUACAGUAAUAAAACCCGAGAAAAUCCGAGUGUGUAUUGAUCCAAGAGAUUUUAAUCGAGCAAUAAAAAGAGAACAUUAUCCAAUGAGAACGUUUGAAGAAGUUGUUGCUUGA
This is a messenger RNA of Paramuricea clavata, 366 nucleotides long. NCBI's taxonomy places the organism in Eukaryota, Metazoa, Cnidaria, Anthozoa, Malacalcyonacea, Plexauridae. The record is from the annotation of a GenBank genome assembly.